AUGAGCCGCUUCGCAGCGAUUUUUGAAGAGCAUCGCAAGGAGGAGGAGCGGCACAAGCAGGCCGUACAGGCUUUCCGUUUUCACGGACCUCCCCAUCAGCCCACCUUCCGCUUUUUCUCAGAAACCGACAUCGACAUCUGCCCUCCGCCAAACCGAUUCAAGAACGAGUCCGAAAAGCUUUGGGAGCAGAUUCAAAAGCGCGAGCCCGUACCCUCUGCUCAGGGCAUAAUGCACCUCCACGACGUCUGCUUUUUUUGCUAUGGCAAGGCUCACAAAGCAGCUUCAAGCCGCAACUUCUCCCUCGAGUGCGCGUCCAUCGGUCCGUGGCGCGGGCACAAGGCCCAGAAUCAAGCCGGCGCCGUGACG
This is a messenger RNA of Mesorhabditis spiculigera, 366 nucleotides long. The record is from the annotation of a GenBank genome assembly. NCBI's taxonomy places the organism in Eukaryota, Metazoa, Nematoda, Chromadorea, Rhabditida, Rhabditidae.